UCACUGCUUCCUUACUUUCACUCACGUGCCGGGCGAGCAAGAAGUGACACACAUGAGCCAGUUUAUUACUUUGAAUGCUGCCUCGACUCGAUUGUCUAUCUUUAUUCGUCUCUUUCUCUAUUUUACGAGGCUUGUAGUGUUGAAUGAAGUAGACCUGUAGGUGGGUUUCUUCCCCCCCACUUUCCCUCUAUCUCUGUUCGUCUGUGUGUGUGUCCGUGUGCGUGUGUGAGAUAGAGAGGGAGAGAGAGAGAGAUAGAAGAGAGAGUGGGUGAGAGAGAGAAGAGGAGAGGAGGAUGAUCGCAGCCCAGCUACUAGCGUACUACUUCGCCGAACUUAAGGAUGACCAGGUUAAAAAGAUUGACAAGUACCUGUACUCCAUGCGCUUCUCCGAUGAGACGCUACUGGACAUCACGCAGCGCUUUCGCAUGGAGAUGGUCAAAGGAUUGAGCCGCGAAACCUACACCACGUCAUCUCUAAAGAUGUUGCCGACGUUUGUCCGCUCCAUCCCCGACGGCUCCGAGAAAGGAGACUUUAUAGCGUUGGAUUUGGGAGGAAGUGCCUUCAGGAUCCUUCGCGUCAAAGUCAGUCAUGAGAAGAAGCAGACGGUUCAGAUGGAGAGCCAGAUAUACGACACACCUGAGGACAUCAUGCACGGGAGCGGCACUAGGCUAUUCGACCAUGUGGCAGAGUGUCUGGGUGACUUCAUGGAAAAGCAUAACAUUAAAGACAAGAAGCUGCCAGUUGGCUUCACCUUCUCCUUCCCUUGCCAGCAAACCAAACUUGAUGAGCCCCGCUUUGUCUGUCUGCAGAGCACUCUGAUAACAUGGACGAAGCGCUUCAAGGCGAGCGGAGUCGAGGGCUUGGAUGUUGUCCAGCUGCUCAACAAAGCCAUCAAGAAACGAGGCGACUAUGAAGCGGACAUCAUGGCUGUGGUGAACGAUACCGUGGGAACUAUGAUGACGUGUGGCUUCGACGACCAACGCUGUGAAGUCGGAAUUAUUAUUGGAACUGGCACCAAUGCGUGCUACAUGGAGGAGCUGCGUCACAUCGACCUGGUGGAGGGUGACGAGGGCAGGAUGUGUGUGAACACUGAGUGGGGAGCCUUUGGAGACGACGGCUGGUUGGAGGACAUCCGGACGGAGUUUGACCGAGAGAUUGACCGUGGCUCUCUGAACCCCGGCAAACAGCUGUUUGAGAAGAUGGUUAGUGGACUGUUCAUGGGCGAGAUGGUUCGCCUAAUUCUGGUCAAGAUGGCCAGGGACGGUCUGCUGUUUGAAGGAAGGAUCACCGCUGAGCUUCUUACUAAAGGGAAGAUUGAGACCAAGCACGUGUCCGCCAUUGAGAAGAGUAAGGAGGGAUUAACCAAGGCCAAAGAGAUUUUAGUCAGACUUGGUGUGGAGCCCUCGGAUGACGACUGCACUGCCGUUCAACAUGUUUGCACCAUUGUCUCUUCCCGCUCUGCUAACCUGAUAGCGGCAGUGCUUGCGGGCAUCCUCAAGAGGAUCAAGGAGAACAAAGGGGUGGCCCGACUGCGCACCACUGUUGGCAUCGACGGAUCUCUUUACAAGAUGCACCCACAGUAUGCCCGUCGUCUUCAUAAGGCGGUCCGUCGACUGGUCCCCGACUCUGACGUGCGGUUUCUCCUGUCAGAGAGCGGUAGUGGAAAAGGAGCCGCCAUGGUGACGGCGGUGGCCUACAGACUCGCUGAGCAAUCGAGGCAAAUCGCACAAACUUUGUCAGAGUUCCGCCUGACGACCGAUCAGCUGCUGGAGGUAAAGCAGCGAAUGAGGACUGAGAUCCAAAAUGGCCUUUCGAAGGCUACGCAGGAGUCUGCCACCGUGAAAAUGUUGCCAACGUUUGUGUGCAGCACUCCCGAUGGCACAGAAAAUGGCGAUUUCCUGGCCUUGGAUUUAGGAGGAACCAACUUCAGGGUACUGAUGGUCAAAAUUCGUUCUGGGAAGAAAAGAACAGUGGAGAUGCACAACAAGAUUUAUGCCAUUCCUCUCGAAGUGAUGCAGGGAACAGGAGAGGAGCUGUUUGAUCACAUUGUGCAUUGUAUAAGUGACUUCCUGGACUACAUGGGGAUGAAAAAUGCUCGUCUUCCUCUGGGCUUCACCUUCUCAUUCCCCUGCCUUCAGACCAGCCUGGAUGCCGGCGUUCUGGUGACGUGGACAAAAGGGUUCAAGGCAACAGACUGUGAAGGAGAAGAUGUGGUGGGGCUUUUGAGAGAGGCCAUAAAAAGACGAGAGGAAUUUGACUUGGAUGUUGUGGCUAUAGUCAAUGACACCGUGGGCACCAUGAUGACCUGCGCGUACGAGGAACCCACCUGUGAGAUUGGGCUCAUUGCUGGCACCGGCAGUAAUGCCUGUUACAUGGAGGAGAUGAGGAACAUUGAGAUGAUAGACUCCAAUGAAGGGCGAAUGUGUGUCAACAUGGAGUGGGGUGCCUUCGGUGAUAAUGGAUGCCUCGAUGACAUCAGGACCGAGUACGACCGUGCUGUGGAUGACUUCUCUCUCAAUCCAGGAAAACAGAGAUACGAGAAAAUGUGCAGUGGUAUGUACCUUGGCGAAAUAGUGCGGAACAUCUUAAUAGACUUGACCAAGAGGGGCUUCCUCUUCAGAGGGCAGAUUUCGGAGACGCUGAAGACCAGAGGCAUCUUUGAAACCAAGUUCCUCUCUCAGAUUGAGAGUGACAGAUUGGCGUUACUUCAAGUGAGAUCCAUCUUGCAACACCUUGGCCUGGACAGCACCUGUGAUGACAGUAUCAUUGUCAAAGAGGUUUGUGGAGCAGUGUCACGUCGAGCCGCUCAGCUCUGUGGGGCAGGAAUGGCGGCCGUUGUUGAUAAAAUCAGGGAAAACCGUGGCUUGGACUAUUUGAACAUCACUGUUGGGGUGGAUGGGACUCUCUACAAACUCCAUCCACACUUCUCCCGGAUCAUGCACAAAACCGUCAAGGAGCUGGCUCCUCACUGCCAUGUCAACUUCCUGCUGUCGGAGGACGGCAGUGGCAAAGGGGCAGCGCUCAUCACAGCUGUGGGCGUCCGGUUGAGACAAGAGGUCAACAGUUAAUAACUGUCACAGUCCAGUGUCUUCCCAUGACUGGCCCCUUACUGCUCUGCCCCCUCCUCUGUCCCACACCCAGGAGCUGCUGUAGUGCGUCCAUGAGGAAAAAAAAAUUAGUUGCACAAUUGCUAUAUUACCUGUAGAACAUGUUGAAAGUUCGAAGAUUAUAGCUCAUUCAAUUGCUAUAACACACCCCUGCAACUUUGCUUCGUGGUGUGUAAUGUUGCCACCUUCGGGAUUUUUCUAGUAAUUGCAAGGUGUUGAUCGUAAUACUGUACAGUACUGUACAAUGGUCUCACUGCCGUCAGUUUCGUGUCGCAUUAAUGUUCUUCCAUGAUAAUAAGUAGCUGCAUGUUUAUGAAAUCUUAUUCUGUACCAAAGUUAGCUGAAUGUGUCUGCACAAAAUACACAAAUAUAUAUGAAGGGAGGCACA
Hippocampus comes (tiger tail seahorse) is the source of this 3495-nucleotide messenger RNA. RefSeq names its product hexokinase-1. The transcript has 21 exons. Gene Ontology annotation, biological process: glucose metabolic process; intracellular glucose homeostasis; glycolytic process. The record is from RefSeq and is a predicted model, not a curated record. NCBI's taxonomy places the organism in Eukaryota, Metazoa, Chordata, Actinopteri, Syngnathiformes, Syngnathidae. Gene Ontology annotation, molecular function: D-glucose binding; fructokinase activity; ATP binding. Gene Ontology annotation, cellular component: cytosol; mitochondrion. Bases 294 to 3068 code for a protein of 924 amino acids.